AAGAGGGCGGACACUAAAAAGCCGGGGGAAGGAGCCUGGUCCCGCCCCAGAAAUUGAGAGUCUCUGUUCUCUUUUAAAAUUAAAAAAAAAAAAAAGGGAGAUAAGGAGGAGAAGAAGCCACUAACAUUGCAGGAUCGUGUAGCGAAACUUCUGUAGGUACUUAAUAAUUUUAGAAUACUCUACUUUUUAAUUAAAAAAUCACCUUAUGGUUCAUUAGAAAAAACGUGGAAAUUACAAGUAAUAUUUUUAAAGAAAAUGAAAAAAAAAUUCCUGGAACCCCACCACUCAGAAAGUCACCAGGGAACGGCCCGCUGGGUUUUCUUCCAGACUCUUCCAUCUGUGGACUUUGCUUUAAGAGACGUUUAAGACUUACAGCGCAGUCGCCCGGGAAGGCCUGAGAAGCUUUCGGAAGCAAGGUUCUUGCUCAAGUACCAACUCUAUGGACCCAGGACAGAGCAAGCAAAGAAGAUGGAUCGAUUGAAGAGCCAUCUGACUGUGUGCUUUCUACCUUCUGUGCCCUUUUUAAUCCUAGUAUCCACUCUAGCCACCGCUAAGAGUGUGACUAACAGCACUUUAAAUGGCACUAACGUGGUCUUGGGCUCUGUGCCCGUAAUCAUUGCCAGAACUGACCAUAUCAUAGUCAAGGAAGGGAACAGUGCCUUGAUUAAUUGUAGUGUUUAUGGCAUCCCUGACCCACAGUUCAAGUGGUAUAAUUCCAUUGGCAAGCUGCUGAAAGAAGAAGAGGAUGAGGAGAGAGGAGGAGGAAAAUGGCAAAUGCACGACAGCGGCCUCCUGAACAUCACCAAGGUAUCCUUCUCAGACCGAGGUAAAUACACGUGUGUGGCUUCUAACAUCUACGGCACCGUGAACAACACGGUGACCUUGCGUGUCAUCUUCACUUCUGGAGACAUGGGUGUCUACUACAUGGUCGUGUGCCUGGUGGCCUUCACCAUCGUCAUGGUCCUCAAUAUCACCCGCCUGUGCAUGAUGAGCAGCCAUCUAAAGAAGACUGAGAAGGCCAUCAAUGAGUUCUUUAGGACCGAAGGUGCAGAGAAGCUGCAGAAGGCAUUUGAGAUCGCCAAGCGCAUCCCCAUCAUCACCUCCGCCAAAACUCUAGAGCUUGCCAAAGUCACCCAGUUCAAAACCAUGGAGUUCGCCCGCUACAUCGAAGAGCUUGCCAGGAGCGUGCCUCUGCCGCCUCUCAUUAUGAACUGCAGGACUAUCAUGGAGGAGAUUAUGGAGGUGGUUGGGCUGGAGGAGCAGGGACAGAAUUUUGUGAGGCAUACUCCAGAGGGCCAGGAGGCCACAGACAGGGAUGAGGUCUACACAAUCCCCAACUCUCUGAAGCGGAGCGACUCCCCUGCCGCUGACUCGGACGCCUCAUCGCUGCACGAGCAACCUCAGCAAAUUGCCAUCAAGGUGUCAGUUCACCCGCAGUCCAAAAAAGAGCAUGCAGAUGACCAAGAGGGUGGACAGUUUGAAGUCAAAGAUGUAGAGGAGACAGAACUGUCGGCGGAACAUUCCCCCGAAACUGCAGAGCCUUCUACCGAUGUCACGUCCACCGAGCUAACAUCUGAAGAGCCAACACCUGUUGAGGUACCAGAUAAGGUACUGCCGCCAGCUUACCUGGAAGCCACAGAGCCAGCAGUGACACAUGACAAAAACACCUGCAUUAUUUACGAAAGCCAUGUCUAAUACCAACCCCGAAAAGCUAUGCAUAUCAAGAAAAUCAGGGGCUGCUCCUUGUAAUACAGAUGUAGUACGCACUUGCCGCUAAGCCUUACCAGGAGACUCUCAUCCCUUAGGUAGGAGUGAUGCCACUUUAAAAGGAGAAACACCUGCCUGCAGUGAAUGGGACUGGAAUUUCCCCAGUAGAGAAGGGUGCGAGAAACAUCAGGGUGCAGAAUUGAUAUCAGACAGAAGGUGUCUAUGUGAUAAUGAGUUUUAGAGGCUGAUCUCUGCCAAAUACCUUAAUUGGUGAUGCCUUCUUGGCAAAGAGUACACCACUGUAAGAUAUUCUGAGUUCAAGAACCCUGUCCAAUGCACCCUGCAUUGCUUUUCCUUUUAAAAAAUAUAGGUCUGCUACAAUAGCAAAUGCACGUACGUGGGUUUUUUGCACUUUCUUCUCAGUUUUAAUUUUGCUUUUCCUUUAUAAUGGGGUCAUUGUUAUUAAUACUAAUUGUUCUUUCUGGUUUAGUCCUCAUUGCCAUUUUUGUCCUUAUGUUUCCCUAGAACACGUACCUCAGAGACUUUGGUAUCAGUCACCAGUACCAGGGCUGAUAUCUACAAGUCACAUUACAUUUGUCAUGUUCCAAAGUAGUUACGAGGCUUGUUAUUUUUUUUUUCAUUCCCCAGGCCUAUUUCCAUAGAUAGCUUUUUUUGUUUGUUUCCAACGAAGCUGCUGUUAAACGAAACUGAGAAAAACUUUGCCCCGGAAUAGCACUUUAAUAGUCAAAAAUGUGUUUACCUGUCUGAUUGAGUGAGCCUUUUGGUGAGCUCAGCUGAGAUGUAGAGGGAGAUUGUAAAAGGUUAAAUAUACCCACACCACCCAUGAAAGUCACUGUUUAAGUUACAUCAUCCUCCAAAUAAAGACUGAUUCUUUACCUGGAAAA
Pan troglodytes (chimpanzee) is the source of this 2612-nucleotide messenger RNA. It is a transcript of the gene MFAP3L, whose product is annotated as microfibril associated protein 3 like. The coding region runs from base 469 to 1695 and encodes 408 amino acids. Lineage: Eukaryota; Metazoa; Chordata; Mammalia; Primates; Hominidae. The record is from RefSeq and is a predicted model, not a curated record. The transcript is spliced from 4 exons.